This is a messenger RNA of Argiope bruennichi, 1329 nucleotides long. RefSeq lists its product as uncharacterized. The transcript has 3 exons. The coding region runs from base 1 to 1329 and encodes 442 amino acids. NCBI's taxonomy places the organism in Eukaryota, Metazoa, Arthropoda, Arachnida, Araneae, Araneidae. The record is from RefSeq and is a predicted model, not a curated record.
AUGAGAGUUAUUGGCAGGGGACAUUCUGCAGCGAAAAAACUGUGUUCUGCGAUGAAUGUGAAUGUGCCUUCGAAAAAGUCAUUUGGCUAUCUCGAAAAAAAACUGGAAGCUGCUGCUAGUAACGUGGCAUCCAAAACAAUGAAGGAAGCUGCAUUAGAAAUUAGAGGUGACUCAGUAACUGAAGAAAUAGCUCAGUGCGGUGUGUCAGUUGAUGGCACAUGGCAACGAAGAGGGUAUUCAUCUCUGAAUGGAUGUGUCACGGUCAUUUCAAUAGACACUGGAAAGGUGUUAGACAUUGAAGUGAUGUCGAAAGUGUGUAGAAUUUGUGACAAAAAAAACAGCGAAGCAAUAAACUCUAGUCAUACCUGUACAAAACAUACAGGUUCGUCUGGUGCUAUGGAACCUCUUGGUGCUUAUCGUAUUUUUGAAAGGUCUGCUGACAUGAGGAAACUACAAUAUAUAAAAUUCUAUGGCGACGGGGAUUCAAAAGGAUAUGAUGCUGUGAAAGAUGUUUAUGGGAAGGAUAGCGUUACAAAAUAUGAGUGUAUUGGACAUAUACAGAAGCGUGUUGGCACAAGGCUAAGAAAAUUAAAAUCGAAGCAAAAAGGUCUUGGAGGUCGAGGAAAACUUACAGACACCUUCAUCGAUAAAUUGCAAAAUUACUACGGAAUUGCUAUCCGUAGUAAUGUGAAUGAUUUGGAAGGCAUGCAAAAGGCAGUAAUUGCAGCAUUUUUUCACUGCUGUUCCAGUGCAAAACAACCAAUGCAUGGUCAAUGUCCAGUUGGGCCCGAGAGCUGGUGUAGAUAUCAGCAAGCCAUAUCGAACGGAAAAAAAUACAAGGAAAAAUCAAAAGGGCUUCCAAAAAAUGUCCUCAAUAGCAUCAAGCCUGUAUACAUGCAAUUAUGUGACAAAAAUUUGCUACAAAAAUGCUUGCAUGGGAAAACCCAAAAUGCAAAUGAAUCGUUCAAUGGAAUUCUUUGGAAAUUUAUUCCAAAAGAAAUUUUCGUUGAGUUGUCAACAUUGCGGUUGGGUGCAUACAUGGCAGUGAUUCAAUUUAAUAAAGGAUUUGAAGGACUGCUAGAUAUUUUAAGGCAUUUUGGUGUAAGUUUGGGGGUGUUUACCCUCAAAGGUUUUGCUGAACUCGACGAAGUGCGAGUUAACGAAUCCAAGCGACAUUCUUUGCCCGGAGUUAAAUCUUCGGUUGGUCCAGGGUUCAGUAGUUCUCAGCCAACUUCUGAGCAGUUUCCUGGCAUUCGAAGAAACAAAACUUCGGUUGGUCCAGUGUUCAGUAGUUUUCAGCCAACUACUGAACAUGUUUCUGGAAUCUGA